GGGGAGAUCGCCGGUCCACGGCCCACGCAAAAGGUCAGCGUGGCCGCUCUCACGUCGCUUCUCUCUGGUAUAACCAAUCAUAAUGCUUAAUCAGCAUUUUACAUAGCUACGGCAUAAAUCACAGAGAAAUCAGAAAAUCACGAGUCAUUGUCGAUUUCGAGAAAUUUCGAGAAACGGCCCCCGAGUGGCGCCAUCCGCAGCUGCCUUGCGAGUCGUGACAGAUUACGCAGCACCUAGCAUCCAUUCUAGUUAGUCUAUCGUGGUCGUCGUGGUCGAGCGGUUAGCUGCAUCAAGUCGGCAGGAUUUUGCGAGUCUUUUGCUAUUCUAUUUUUACGUGAGAAGAAAGAAAAGAAGGAAUUGAGAAAGAUGCCACGACGUGGACGUGCCGCCGCUCCUCCUCCAAGAACCGUCAGACGGAGCUCACCCGCGCCCGCGCCAGCCCCGUCCCGAGUGCCAGCCCAUGCCCCGCCGGCCGCGACGUCGCCCAUGGUGGCCCAGCCGCAGCAGGGCCCGUCCCUCAUGGGUCAGAUGGCUGCCACCGCUGGCGGCGUCGCCAUAGGAUCCGCCGUGGGGCACACCAUCGGUCACGCCAUGACCGGACUCUUCAGCGGGGGCAGCGAGGCUGCCGCUCCCGAAGUUAGUGCCGCAGCCCCGCAGGCUGCUGCCCCUGCAGCACCAGCCGCCGGCGCCUGUGCCUGGGAGGUCAAGCAGUUCCUGGAAUGCGCUCAAAACCAAUCUGACCUGAGCCUCUGCGAUGGCUUCAACGAGGCGCUACGUCAAUGCAAAAUGGCCAACAAUAUCAUGUAAAUUGUGGCGAAUCUAGAAAUGUCUAGGAGAAAUUGUACGAGCUCUACGUCCUGUAGACCGCUUAUGGAAAUUUCUGUUUAUUUGUACCGUUGUUAAACAUAGUUAUAAGAUAAAAUAGUCCAGAUCAAUCAUGUUAAAACGUCCUAAUCCUAAAGGACAGCAAUAAACUAUGUUUGUUUAAAUUCUUGUAGUUGACAGGUGCCCUUAAUCUUUCCUGAAUUAAUGAAGAUAUAUGUUAUAUAGUGUGAUUGAUGAAUAAAUAAUAAAUAUACAUGCACAAUUAAA
Messenger RNA from Wasmannia auropunctata (little fire ant), 1092 nucleotides. It is a transcript of the gene Chchd2, whose product is annotated as coiled-coil-helix-coiled-coil-helix domain-containing protein 2, mitochondrial. The record is from RefSeq and is a predicted model, not a curated record. Gene Ontology annotation, biological process: mitochondrion organization. Gene Ontology annotation, cellular component: nucleus; mitochondrion. Lineage: Eukaryota; Metazoa; Arthropoda; Insecta; Hymenoptera; Formicidae. The coding region runs from base 367 to 807 and encodes 146 amino acids. The transcript is spliced from 4 exons.